Molecule: messenger RNA, 1752 nt
Organism: Seriola aureovittata
Lineage: Eukaryota; Metazoa; Chordata; Actinopteri; Carangiformes; Carangidae
Product: CD63 antigen-like
Exons: 7
Coding region: 797-1507 (236 amino acids)
Cellular component (GO): membrane
Source: RefSeq, a predicted model, not a curated record
CACGGCACACUUUGAGAUGUGACAGAGAGAAACUGCGGCUCUCCUCCCAUUUGACAUUUUUCAAAUAAAUAUUCUCCUGUUGUUUUUUUCUGUUUUUCUGUUGACUCAUCAAAUAUUUUAGGGCGGCAACUUAAUAUGUGACUUAUAGCAUAUCAUCUGUAAUUGUACAGUUCAGCUCAUAGGAAUACAGAUCAACUCAGAUUAAGUAUUCAAAGUAUUCAUUCCAAAAAGAAUAAAACCUUUUCUCUUAACAUCUUUUUUUCUCAAAGUAAUUGCAUACAGUUGAGGAAGAGUGUGCACCAACAAACUGAAUACCUUUCAAGUGCUAAUUAAAUCAAUCUUCAAAUUGUAUGACAACACAUCUGUAUUUUUCUAGGUUAUUAAACACAUGCACCUCUCACAUGAUGCCAAACUUUGCUUGAGGAAUCAAGCAAACUGCUGAAUGCCAGACACAUUGUUGUGAUUUUUCAAUAUUCACAUUAUAUUCCCAUAAUAUUAAGUGUUCAUAUUCAUAUUCAAUCAUAUUUCAUAGUGCUUUUUGUACUUGACUGAUGCUACUAUUCAAAUAGUCUCACGGUUACAUCAUGUUCUUGUAAGAUAAGCUGUUAUCAGGCUACAUGUUCAUUUUCAUACGUUUUUGUGACACUGAAUAACUCUUAGGUUCUCAGCUUUGUCUGUUCACACCUGAGGACAGUGAGGACAGUUUGCAGUUUGCUGUCUGUUCGGUCUAAUCUUUAUUCUAACAGAGUAUAAACUCUAAAAAAAAGAGUUGGACUGUCUGCAUCAAGCCCUCACGAUGUGCAGUGUUAAAUGCAUGUUCAUUUUCUUCAAUACGCUCUUCUUGGCUUCGGGGGUUGCCCUCAUCACUAUCGGAGUGCUACAGUACUCGACUUACACACAGAUAGGCACUUUUGCAGGGGGCGGCCUGUCGAAAAUUGCUAUAGUCCUCAUUGCAGUGGGUGUCACCAUAGCCCUCAUCUCCCUCUUGGGCCACGUUGGGGCAUUCGUUAAUAAUUCCUCUAUGGUGACUUGUUUCAUCUGCCUCUUGAUAGUGAUCAUCCUUUUGGAGGUAUUCACAGGCGCUGCCUUCUACAUAUUCCGCAGCAGGACUGCCCUCCUGCAGAUGAAUAGCGGUAUCAAUUCCAAAGCACAAGAGGUGAUCAGUGAAUACAGCCCGGGGAACAGACACGCCAUCAACAGAGUUCAGGAAAAGUUUAGCUGCUGUGGUGCAGACAGCUAUGAAGACUGGUCCGAGAGUGUGGGCUGGGAAAACCACGACGCCGUGCCGGAUUCCUGCUGCGUGGUGAAGACAGAGGGCUGUGGACAGGACAAGAGCCUUGCACACAAAAAGGGUUGUACCUGGGCUAUCAAGCUCUUUCUGUUGAAAAACCUGGUGUGGGUUGGUGCUGUCUGCAUUGCUCUUGGAGUUGCAGAGCUUUUUGGAGUGUUAGUCGGGGUGUGCCUGUGUCUGGACAUAAAAGGAAAAAAUUAUGAAAACUUCAGCUGAUGAGCCAUCGUGCCCAUACAAAGUUGUAUUCCUAAAUCAGUGACAGUUUCAGUUUGGUUUUGUUUGUUUCUUUUUUCUUAUUUUUUGCCCAAAUUUAAUCUAUUGUAUUUGCUUCUGGUUUUGACAAAUGGAAAUUGUUUUGUUUAUCAUGGUCUAUGACAAUAAAAAACACCUGUAAAUUUCAUGCUUACCAUGAAUAUGUUCAAUAAAUGUGGGAUACAUGGCAGUAAUGUGGUUGUGUGGUU